Aspergillus bombycis is the source of this 1701-nucleotide messenger RNA. Its product is annotated as FAD-binding dehydrogenase. The record is from RefSeq and is a predicted model, not a curated record. Lineage: Eukaryota; Fungi; Ascomycota; Eurotiomycetes; Eurotiales; Aspergillaceae. Bases 1 to 1701 code for a protein of 566 amino acids. The transcript is spliced from 2 exons. Gene Ontology annotation, molecular function: oxidoreductase activity, acting on the CH-CH group of donors.
AUGGCCGAGAAGAAUUCACCCAUCAUCAUCGUCGGCGGUGGACUAGCUGGCCUGGUCGCCGCUUUCGAGCUGUCCAAACGUGGCGUGCACACGGUCAUCAUAGAUCAAGAGAACGAAGCCAAUUUAGGUGGGCAAGCAUUUUGGUCUCUGGGAGGCUUGUUCUGCGUGAAUUCGGCGGACCAGCGUCGGCUGGGUAUUCAAGAUAGUCGAAAGCUGGCAAUGGAGGACUGGUUCAACAGCGCUCGGUUUGAUCGGGAAUGUGACCUCUGGCCCAGGAAAUGGGCCAAGGCGUUUGUGAACUUCGCGACUGACCAUAUGGAGCGUUAUGUCAAGUCGUUGGGGGUGAGCUUUGCCAGUGUUGGCUGGGCGGAACGUGGAGAUGGGAGUGCGGGAGGACACGGGAAUUCUGUCCCGAGAUUUCAUAUAUCCUGGGGUGCUGGUCCUGCCAUUGUGGAGGCCUUUGAGAAGCCGGUGCGUGCAGCCGCGAAGAAAGGGCUUGUGGAGUUCCUGUUUCGUCGCCAGGUGGACUCUUUAAUUGUUGAUGAGGAUACCGGUGCUGUCAUUGGAGUACGAGGCCAAGUGCUCGAGCCGUCGGACACAGUACGCGGUGUGGCCAGCAGUCGAAAGAGCAUCGACACAUUCGAAGUGUACGGCAGCGGGGUGCUUAUUGCCAGUGGAGGCAUCGGCGGCAAUGUAGACCUGGUUAAGAAGAACUGGCCCGUUGAUCGACUCGGGUCUCCUCCGUCAAACUUCGUUAUUGGCGUCCCUGCACAUGUGGACGGACGCAUGAUUGAGAUUGCAAAAGACGCUGGGGCCAAUGUAAUCAAUGAAGACCGCAUGUGGCACUACACUGAAGGUCUACAGAACUGGGAUCCCAUCUGGCCGCAGCAUGGGAUACGUAUCAUCCCUGGACCCUCGUCACUGUGGUUAGAUGCCGCAGGGAAACGGCUUCCUCCAAUGCUCUACCCUGGAUGUGAUACACUUGCCACCUUGAAGCAUAUAUGCAACACUGGCUAUGACUAUACGUGGUUUGUGCUUGAUAAGACAAUUAUUGGCAAGGAGUUCGCACUCUCGGGCUCCGAGCAGAACCCGGAUUUGACAAGCAAAAGCAGGCUAAGGACAUUUCACCGAGCGCUUAGCUCGGCAAUCCCUGGUCCUGUUCAGGCAUUCAUGGAUAAAGGGGUAGAUUUCGUGGUGGAGCCAACAAUAUCCAAAUUAGUGGCUGGGAUGAACAAACUUGCCAAAGAACGAGGCGGUCCCCCUCUGGACGUUAAGAAGAUUGAACGCGAGAUCCACCUCCGCGAUAUGCAAAUUGACAACAAAUUCACGAAAGAUGCUCAAGUAAUGCUGAUUCAGAAUGGGCGAAACUACUGGCCAGAUCGUCUUGGAAGGGUGGCUAAACUGCAUAAGCUUGCGGAUCCAUCACACGGCCCGUUUGUCGCUGUGCGCCUGAAUCUCCUUACUCGCAAGACUCUGGGGGGUCUUGAGACGGAUUUGCAUGGAAGGGUACUUCGCCCGGAUGGGUCAUAUUUCCCAAACCUGUACGCUGCAGGCGAGGUCUCAGGCUUUGGUGGCGGUGGAGUGCAUGGUUAUAGUGCGCUUGAAGGAACAUUUUUAGGGGGUUGUAUCUUCUCAGGGCGAACGGCAGGCAUCAGAAUAGCAGAAGAGGUGGCGGGAAAGCCACCACGGCCUGCUUUGUAG